GUCUGUACAAAGACGAAGCCCGCCAUAAUGGACCAUUCCCCCAGCAAACAGCAGCUCCUCCGCCUCCUUACCUUCUUCUCCCUCCUCCUCCUCAUCCACGGCGGUAGGCUCAACCUUGAUCCUUCAGACCUUCAAGCCCUCAUCACUGUCCAGACCCAACUCGGCUUCCAUACCCUAAACAAAGCCAAAUCCACCAACCCAUGCAACACUCCCGGCGUCUUCUGCGAGAGAAGACUUUCCGGCAGCAACUCCUACGUCCUCAAAAUCACUAGACUCGUCUUCAAGUCCCACCAACUCUCUGGCUCUCUGUCUCCGGCAAUCGGGAAGCUCCCCGAGCUCAAGGAGCUCUCUCUUUCCGACAACAGCCUGGUUGACCAAGUCCCCUCUCAAAUCGUUGACUGCAAGAAGCUCGAAAUCCUCGACCUCGGAAACAACCAGUUCUCCGGUGAAGUUCCUUCUCAGCUGUCUUCUCUGAUCAGGCUUCGUAUACUCGACCUUUCCUCCAACAAGUUCUUCGGCAGCUUGAGCUUCUUGAAGCAUUUUCCAAACUUGGAAACUCUCUCCAUUGCCGACAAUCUCUUCUCCGGGAAGAUCCCAGCUUCGGUUCGCUCUUUCCGCAAUCUAAGGUCCUUCAACUUCGCCGGAAAUGAGCUCCUCGAAGGCUCCGCGCCUAAGUUGAAACGUGUUGAGGUUUCAGCAACUUCCCAAGUUCCAAGACGAUUCAUUUUUGCUGAAACUUCAAACUCCACCCCCGCGGCAAGGACCAACAAUAGUAAUUCCAUCUCUGCUGGACCCUCGGCUGCUCCAGCUCCAAGUCCAUCGGCAACACCAACAAAGAAGAAGAACAAGAAGAAGCUCGGACGAUGGCUGCUCGGGUUCUUUGCCGGAGCACUGGCCGGGAGCAUAUGUGGGUUCAUCUUCUCUUUGUUGUUCAAGCUGCUCUUGGCUGUGGUGAAAGGUGGAGGCAAGGAAUCUGGUCCGGCUAUUUUUAGUUCUCUGAUCAAAAGGAAAGAGGACUUGGCUUUUCUGGAGAAAGAAGACGGGCUUGCUUCGUUGGAGCUCAUCGGAAGAGGAGGAUGUGGAGAGGUUUACAAGGCGGAGUUGCCAGGUAGCAACGGGAAGAUAAUUGCUAUUAAGAAGAUUAUUCAGCCUCCUAAGGAAGCCAAUGAGUUGGCGGAGGAAGACAGCAAGCAAAUGCACAAGAAGAUGCGUCAAAUUCGGUCGGAGAUCAACACCGUGGGACAAAUUCGACACCGGAAUCUGCUUUCUCUAUUGGCGCAUGUAUCCCGGCAAGACUGUCAUCUGCUUGUGUACGAGUACAUGAAAAAUGGGAGCUUACAAGACAUGUUAAAUGAGGUUUCUGAAGGGAAAAGGGAAUUGGAUUGGCCAACGAGGCAUAGAGCUGCAAUAGGAAUUGCUUCCGGGCUUGAAUACCUCCAUAUCCACCAUGCACCUCAUAUCAUUCACAGGGAUCUGAAGCCGGCAAACGUCCUGCUUGAUGACGAUAUGGAAGCUCGAAUUGCAGAUUUCGGACUUGCAAAAGCAAUGCCGGACUACCAGACACAUAUCACGACUUCAAAUGUGGCAGGAACGGUUGGAUACAUUGCACCGGAGUAUCAUCAGACACUAAAGUUCACAGACAAGUGUGAUAUAUACAGCUUUGGGGUGUUGCUCGGGGUGUUGGUUAUCGGAAAGCUUCCGUCUGAUGAUUUUUUCCAGACCACCAGUGAGAUGAGUCUAGUUAAGUGGAUGAAGAAUGUGCUGACCUCGGAGGAUCCUAAGCAGGCAAUCGACUCGACAUUGAUGGGUAGUGGAUUUGAGGAGCAAAUGCUCUUGGUUCUAAAGAUAGCAUGCUUUUGCACAGUGGAUAACCCGAAAGAGAGGCCUAAUAGUAAGGAUGUUAGGUGCAUGUUGGAUCAAAUCAAGCACCAAGUAUCAGUAUAGAAGUAUGAAAUGAGUGGGAAAUCCUACUGGGAUGUAUUAUGUCGAACUUGUAUCAUUCACGUAUUUGUGUAAUGUUGUAUGAAUAAGAAAAUCUUGUAUUUGCAAUUAA
Messenger RNA from Argentina anserina (silverweed cinquefoil), 2053 nucleotides. Its product is annotated as leucine-rich repeat receptor-like serine/threonine/tyrosine-protein kinase SOBIR1. Gene Ontology annotation, biological process: protein phosphorylation. Gene Ontology annotation, cellular component: membrane. Lineage: Eukaryota; Viridiplantae; Streptophyta; Magnoliopsida; Rosales; Rosaceae. The record is from RefSeq and is a predicted model, not a curated record. The transcript has a single exon. Gene Ontology annotation, molecular function: protein kinase activity; ATP binding; protein binding. Bases 28 to 1944 code for a protein of 638 amino acids.